AUGCUUACAUUGAGUUUGUGCCGCAAAUAUCAAUGGUCGGACAGUCCCAGUACGGCAUAUAUUAUAGCCGUUGCCAUACAAACAAUCACAAGACUAGCGCUUUGUUUUGUGUUUUUCGUUCACCGAUUGUCCGGUAUUACGACCAGUGGUUGGAUUUGGUUAUACCUAUUACUGGACACUAUUUUAAGGGGUCUAUCAGUGGCUACAUAUGCUACACAAGAUAUGUUACAAAACUAUGAAUUCAUACUCUAUUGUAUAAACUUUGCGCUAACUGUUUGUCUAUUAAUCUACUGUACAUUUGCCGAUCAAUUACCACCAGAAAAUAGUAACAAUUAUACCAACACUGACUCCGACUUAUUGACUAAACAUACUGUUUGUCCCAAAUCGGGCGCAUCCUAUGCAUCGCGCAUAACCUAUCAGUGGGUAAAUCGGCUACUAAUAAAAGGUUGGCUAAACAAGUCACUAGUAUUUGACGAUCUAUGGGCACUGCGCCGGGAGGACAGUACUGACUAUAACUAUAGACGCUUUUUAAAACAAUGUUUAAUGAUACAGUUUAUUGAAGAUCCCGGUGCUCCCCAAUGGCACGGCUAUGUCUAUACUAUACUAUUGUUGGCCAUCAAUGUUAUCGCUGCCAUUGUUCAGGCAAUGUUUAGCGAGUAUAUCGGUGUCAUAUGUUUACGUAUUAAAUCGUGUCUAACAUCAGCCGUCUAUCGCAAGUCACUAGUGCUGAGCAAUAGUGCCAAACGGCGCACACCUACCGGUGAAAUAGUCAACAUUAUGGCCAUUGAUUGCCAACGAAUUAGCGCUGUCUAUCUGUUAUACCUACAGUUAGGUGUAGCCGUAUUUGCCGGCCUAUCCUAUAUGUUGAUAACGCUAAUCAUCAAUGUUUCAAUCGGUUUAUAUACUGUACUAUUGACUAAACAAUUGAUGUCAAUCAAAGACAAACGUCAAAACUUGAUGAACCAAAUUCUCAACGGAAUUAAAGUUUUAAAAUUGUAUGCCUGGGAGGAGCCGUUUAUGGGUUUAGUUGAAAAAAUUAGGACAAAAGAGUUGAACAAAUUUAUUACGUUUGGCCUAUCGAUUACCGUUUAUGUUGUAUUAAGCCUUACCUGUCCAGUAAUCGUCCAAUUGAUUACCUAUUGUACGUAUGUGGCCAUCAAUAAGGGUGACCAACUCAACCAAUUGAAUGCAUCCAAAAUAUUUGUAUCGCAAUCAUUGUUUAAUAUGAUCAGACAAAUAAUGUUUUCAUUGCCACAAUCGUUUAAUGCAAUUACCUUGAAUAAUCAACCGAUUUUACAUAAUAUUAAUUUAAAAGUUAUUGACGGCCAGUUUGUGGCAAUAGUAGGCAGUGUCGGGUCCGGUAAGAGUUCAAUGAUGUCGGCACUGUUUGGCGAUAUGGAUCUGAUAAGUCACGGUAAAGGUAGAGUCAAUAUAAGGUCGGGUAUUAGUGUAGCUUAUGUACCACAACAGGCCUGGAUAUUGAACAGUACGGUCAAAGAGAAUAUAUUGUUUGGUAAACCCAUGAAUCGGGAACUGUAUGACCGGGUGCUCGACACGUGUGCACUUAGACAGGACUUACUACAGCUGUCCGACGGCGACGAGACAGAGAUCGGCGAAAAGGGAGUGAAUCUGAGUGGCGGUCAAAAACAAAGAAUAAGUUUAGCCCGAGCUGUCUAUUCCGGUGCCGAUCUAUACCUACUCGACGAUCCAUUGUCUGCAGUGGACAGUCAUGUGGGCAAACAUAUUGUCAAUAAAGUACUCGAUUCGAGAACUGGUAUUCUCAACAAUAAAACCCGUUUAUUAGUAACAAAUCAAUUGUUUGUAUUACCCGAUGUCGACCUAAUUGUUGUCAUAAAAGACGGCAUAAUUACAAGUGUCGGUACUUAUGAUAAUCUACUGGAAAAUGAUUUAAUAUAUAUGAAAUAUGCCAAACAGUUAGGUCCGUACUGUUCAAUGGGUUUCCUAUUGUCAAUAAUCACAUACAAUGCCCUACUGUUUGGUUCAUCGUUUUGGUUAUCAAUAUUUAGCAACAAUAUUAACAUCAACACCAGUAGCCAAAAAUUAUCGGCUUAUACUACUACUACUACUACUACUACUACUACUACUACUAACGACGACUACUAUUAUUUGGCCAUUUUUAGUGCAUUUAUCGGCAGUAUAAUUGUUACAACAUUGGCCAGCCGUUUGUUUAUUGUCUACGGUAUACGUCGGGCCUCCACUCGUCUACACCGGCAACUGUUGUCGAGUGUAAUGCAUUCACCGAUGAAUUACUUCGAUAGGACACCAAUCGGCCGACUGAUGAACCGAUUUGGUAACGACACCGAUGUAUUGGAUCGAUCGCUUCUCUAUACUAUCAAUUUAACUACCGAUGCAUUCAUGCAAUUGAUUGGUAUAAUUAUAACGAUAUCUAUAAAGACACCAUUGUUUUUGGCACCACUGGCACUGGUAGCUGUUAUUUACUAUAUAAUACAAUUUAUUUUCAUUAAAACUUCACGACAAUUAAAACGAUUAGAGUCGACCACCCGAUCGCCAAUUUACUCACAUUUUGGUCAAACACUGGCCGGUGUGUCCAGCAUUAGGGCCUACGGCUGUACCGAUCGGUUUGUAAGGGAAUCCGAUAGACGAGUGGACAUCAAUCAGAUGUGUCUCUAUCCUAAUGUUGUAGCAAACAGUUGGCUACAGAUUUGGUUGACAUCACUCAGCAAUUGUUUGCUAUUUUUUGCCGCACUGUUUGCCGUACUGGGGAAAGGCAGUCUAACCGGCAGCGAUAUAGGACUAUCCCUAUCCUAUGCAAUGUCGUUAACAUUAAUGUUAGAUUAUUUUAUCAAAUCGUUUUCACAGUUGGAAAACAAUAUGGUUUCAGUCGAACGUAUUGACGAAUACUGUCGAUUGGAAAGUGAAUCCGAUUGGCAUCGAUGUGAUGAUGACUACCCGUUAGCCGAUAACUGGCCCGAUAGGGGAUCCGUUAGGUUUGAGAGUUAUGGCACCAGAUAUAGGAUUGGAUUGGAUUUGGUACUCAAUGAUAUUGAUGUGGAUAUUAAACCGGGCGAAAAGAUAGGAAUUGUUGGCCGAACCGGUGCUGGAAAGUCAUCGCUAACUUUGGCACUGUUUAGGCUUAUUGAGCCAGCAAUGGGUCGGAUAGUUAUCGAUGGCAUAGAUAUCGGACGGUUAGGUCUACACGAGUUGCGCUCUCGGCUAACAAUUAUACCUCAAGAACCCAUACUAUUUUCGGGUACAAUUCGCUCUAAUUUGGAUCCGUUUGGCCAGUUUUCCGACGAUCACUUGUGGACAGUGUUAGAUCAGUCGCAUCUCAAAGAGUUUGUUGCCGCCAGUGAUCGGGGACUCGACUGGUCGGUCGCCGAAUCGGGCGAUAACAUGAGUGUUGGUCAACGACAGCUCAUAUGUCUGGCACGGGCUCUGUUACGUAACACUCGUGUUCUUAUCCUCGAUGAGGCCACGGCUGCCGUCGACGUCGAAACCGAUGCACUCAUACAGCAAACCAUACGUCAAGAGUUUAGGUCGUCGACUGUCCUAACGAUUGCCCACCGAAUCAAUACAAUUAUGGAUUCCGAUCGGGUGUUAGUCCUCGACAACGGACGGGUAGCCGAGUUUGCCGAACCCAACAGUUUGCUGGCAAACAAAUUGUCAAUUUUUUAUACACUGGCCAGUGAUGCCGGUAUUGUUUGA
Molecule: messenger RNA, 3687 nt
Organism: Oppia nitens
Lineage: Eukaryota; Metazoa; Arthropoda; Arachnida; Sarcoptiformes; Oppiidae
Product: ATP-binding cassette sub-family C member 3-like
Exons: 12
Coding region: 1-3687 (1228 amino acids)
Biological process (GO): transmembrane transport
Cellular component (GO): membrane
Molecular function (GO): ATP binding; ATP hydrolysis activity; ABC-type transporter activity
Source: RefSeq, a predicted model, not a curated record